GCGGGGCGCGCGACUGCACCAGGCGGCGAUGGCGGCGGACGGGGACUGGCAGGAUUUCUAUGAGUUCCAGGAGCCGGCCCUGAGCCUCCAGGACCAGGAGAACUGUAACGCGAGCCCCGAGGCCAAAGCAGGUCCGGGCGGGGGAGGCGACGGCUUCCCAGCGCUGGCCUGCAGCUUGGAGGAAAAGCUGAGCCUGUGUUUCCGUCCCUUGGGUCCGGGUGCCGAGCCCCCCAGGGCGGCCGUGCGGCCCAUCACCGAGUGCAGCCUCCUGCAGGGGGACGAGAUUUGGAAUGCCCUGACAGAUAAUUACGGAAAUGUAAUGCCUGUAGACUGGAAGUCAUCCCAUACUAGGACCUUGCAUUUACUUACUCUGAACCUCUCAGAAAAAAGGACGAGUGACAGCUUGCUCUUUGAUACCUCAGACGAUGAGGAGCUGAGAGAACAGCUGGAUAUGCAUUCAAUCAUCGUCUCCUGCGUUAACGACGAGCCCCUCUUCACGGCAGACCAGGUGAUUGAAGAAAUCGAAGAAAUGAUGCAGGAGUCACCAGACCCAGAAGAUGAUGAAACACCCACCCAGUCAGAUCGGCUUUCAAUGCUUUCCCAGGAAAUUCAAACUCUUAAGAGGUCUAGUACAAGCAGUUAUGAAGAGAGAGUGAAAAGGCUGUCUGUAUCUGAAUUAAAUGAACUGCUGGAAGAAAUCGAGACGGCCAUCAAGGAGUACUCUGAAGAGCUGGUACAGCAGCUGGCCCUGCGAGAUGAACUGGAGUUUGAAAAGGAAGUGAAGAACAGCUUUAUUUCAGUUCUCAUUGAAGUGCAGAACAAACAGAAGGAGCACAAAGAAACAGCCAAAAAGAAAAAGAAACUCAAGAACAGCAGCUCUCAGAAUGGGAAGAACGAGAGAAGUCACCUGCCCGGCACACGCUUCAGCAUGGAAGGGAUCUCAAAUGUCAUUCAGAAUGGCCUCCGCCACACCUUUGGAAAUUCAGGUGGAGAGAAACAGUACUUGACAACAGUCAUUCCUUAUGAGAAGAAAAAUGGACCACCAUCUAUUGAAGAUCUUCAAAUAUUAACAAAAAUUCUUCGUGCCAUGAAAGAGGAUAGUGAAAAAGUUCCGAGUUUGUUAACUGAUUAUAUACUGAAAGUUCUGUGUCCUACAUAGGGCAGCAUAACUUCAGGAACAGCUUUAUCUUCCGUGGACAGCAAACUAAAUUGCUUAUAGCAUUAUUCUGAAAGCUGGCUACCAUUACCUUCCUGCUAUUGGAAACUCAGGACACCUGAACUUGGGUUUGUGAUUCAGUAUUACUAGACCAUGCCUUCUCUAAUGCUUUAUAUUACGAACCAAGGGAACUAUGGCACUGUUUUGAAUUCUAUAGAUGGUUUUUUGUUAAAUACUAACAAUUAUGAACUCUUCUCUUUUCCAGCUUUAUAGAGUAAGGGGGAGUGAUGUUAAUUGUGCACGUGCAGUUAUAUUUUUCAUGCCUGUUUGAGUUUUUAAGGCUUUCUAGAUCUAAACUGCACUCACUCAAGAACUAGAUCAAAGCAUUGAGAGAUUUAUACUCGUUAUUUUUCAGUGCUGGCAAGAACCAACACUGAUUUUUUUUGUAAGAGAAUUGUCAGUGUAAAUAUUACCUACCAGUAUUGUCCAGAGAGACUAAGACUUAAAAAUUGAGGUGUUCUUGGAAGAAGGGAAACCAGAAUAUGCGUUGUCUUGGCUUAAUACUUAGUCAAUAUCGAAACAGCUGGAGAUGACUGAUUUUAGAGGUUGCUGCGUUUCACCAUUGUUCACAUUUUAACCAUUAAGAUGCCAUUUACUUUCAGAAUCUUGUAUUGUUUAACUUUAGAGGUUUCAAUGCUUCAUUUCACUUGUCUGUGAAGAAGUGUCCUUUAAAAGGAGUUUGUAUCCUUUGAGGUGCUUAAGAAACUGUGUGCUGCAGCAUUGCCCAUUUCCUGUUACUGUUAUAUUUUAUUCAUGCCUAUGUGUUUUCCUAAAGUACUAAUUCUAGAAACAGCUACUCAUGGAUCCAUCACUAGUCAUGAAAAACUUUUGCCAGUUCCAAUCAAGUCAAUGUCAUUUAAUAAAUAUUGGGGAAAAAAAAAAGGUAAUAUACACUCGAGAGCUUUAUUUUUGAGUUUUUGGUUUUUUGAUUUUUUUCUUCCCUUAACAGUGCUGGAUCCCUCCCCUCACUGUUCACACAUUGUCCAUCAUUAUAGCGUGUGAGCUGGUGAAAUCUUGAUUAGCCUCAUGAUGCUAAGGAGGGGAGAGAGGGACUUUUUUCAGGUCGUGCUAAGCUGCUGUGGAAUGAUGGAAGUCCUGUUCUUUUUCUGGGUCCGUGAGGCAUUCCUAACAGCCACGGCAGCUUCUUCCCAUUGACAACGUGAGUGUAAGUAGAAUCUGUAUAGGACCUGCUGUCGGGCUUUUAAAAUUCCACUUAAACAUCUGUGAGCAUACAGAGCUACCCGUAUUCCUGACUCUGCUCCGUAACUGGGACACCAGGACUGCAACGGCAGUGGCUCAGUUUGGAGUUGAUGCCAGUGUGGCACUUAAGCCGUUCUCUAGGAGUAUGUGGAACUUGAGAUGGUUCCUUGUUUUAUUAAUGUCUUAUUUGAAAGUGGAUAUGUGGAACCAAUUUGUCCCUUGCCCUUGAAUUGAUGAAGAGGCAUACUAAUACAAUAAUAUUAAUACUUU
This is a messenger RNA of Balaenoptera ricei (Rice's whale), 2686 nucleotides long. It is a transcript of the gene FEZ2, whose product is annotated as fasciculation and elongation protein zeta 2. The coding region runs from base 29 to 1159 and encodes 376 amino acids. Gene Ontology annotation, cellular component: cytoplasm; axon. The transcript has 9 exons. The record is from RefSeq and is a predicted model, not a curated record. Lineage: Eukaryota; Metazoa; Chordata; Mammalia; Artiodactyla; Balaenopteridae.